AUGGCAUCCUCGCAACAGCAGCCUCCGACAUCUUCCCAUAUGAACGUUAGCAAUGCACUGCCUGCGAACGGAGUGAUAUCAACUGGCGGUGCAUUUGCGAAAGCAUCCACUGCCACUAUUUCUCAAGUAAAUAUUCCGCUUCGGACAUCAGUUGCACACGGUACUGUGCAAGUGUAUGAGGAUGAGGAAGGCAUCGACUGCUCACCUUGCUGUAGCAAUGAAACUUUCAGGCGAACAUUCCGAAAUAUUGUUUAUGGCCAAAUUUUAUCGCUUUGUCUAUGCGGUACAGGCGUCAGUAGUCAGUUGCUCAGUAAUCAAGGCGUAAAUGUUCCAACAGGUAAUUUUGCUGUUGCACUGUGA
Messenger RNA from Gongylonema pulchrum, 360 nucleotides. The record is from the annotation of a GenBank genome assembly. NCBI's taxonomy places the organism in Eukaryota, Metazoa, Nematoda, Chromadorea, Rhabditida, Gongylonematidae.